AAUUUGAUGUUUGAUGAAAAGAGAAAUGUGAAAAUAUUCCUAAAUGUAAAUUUGGUGUAAAAGAGAACAAAUAGACUAUUUUGGAUGAUUCGUUCCUUUGAUGCUCUCACAGACCAAGCCGAAGGGGGAGAAAAUUCAAGCCCAGUGGUAUUGAACAUUCAAAACACCAAUUCGCCCGCAAUUUUGUGCUCCGAAUUCCGCUUCCCUUUCAUCGAUCUUCCUUCCUCAUUUUCAACAAUGAUCCGGUUCAUACUUUUGCAGAACAGGCAGGGCAAAACCCGUCUCGCUAAGUAUUAUGUUCCUCUUGAGGAAUCCGAGAAGCACAAGGUCGAGUAUGAGGUUCAUCGAUUGGUGGUUAAUAGAGAUCCCAAGUUCACAAAUUUCGUCGAGUUCCGAACACACAAGGUCAUCUAUAGAAGAUAUGCAGGAUUAUUUUUCUCUCUUUGUGUGGACAUAACAGACAACGAGUUGGCCUACCUCGAGUGUAUUCAUUUGUUUGUGGAGAUUCUGGAUCAUUUCUUCAGCAAUGUGUGUGAGCUCGACUUGGUUUUUAAUUUUCACAAGGUCUAUCUGAUACUUGAUGAAUUUAUUCUUGCGGGAGAACUCCAAGAAACAAGCAAAAAGGCGAUAAUUGAAAGAAUGGGGGAACUGGAAAAGCUGGAGUGAAGAUAGUACACAUUAGAGAGCUAAGACUGCAAUUUAUUUUUCGUGGCCGAAUUUAUUGUGUUGAUGAUUUGAGUUUACUUUGUCCCCCCCCCUCCCCCCCCCAGUAUAGUUGUCCGUGUGAUCUUGUUGCCACAAAUAGAACAAAGAAAAGUUGAACAAAAUUUGAGGUCCCUGCAUCUCUCUUGCAUAGUUUUUGAACAUUUCAGAACAGAAACCGUCUAUAAAUAGUGAAAUCUACAGAAUCCAUUAUUGUUGAUA
Molecule: messenger RNA, 924 nt
Organism: Cucumis melo (muskmelon)
Lineage: Eukaryota; Viridiplantae; Streptophyta; Magnoliopsida; Cucurbitales; Cucurbitaceae
Product: AP-2 complex subunit sigma
Exons: 6
Coding region: 85-666 (193 amino acids)
Biological process (GO): protein transport; clathrin-dependent endocytosis
Cellular component (GO): intracellular membrane-bounded organelle; AP-2 adaptor complex
Molecular function (GO): clathrin-cargo adaptor activity
Source: RefSeq, a predicted model, not a curated record